GUGUGUGAGUGAGUGUGAGUGAGUGUGCGCCCGAGCGUGCAGGCAGCUCAAUUGUCCGAGAUGCAGUAGCCUAUUUUUACUAGAAAACCUACUCAUGUUUGCUGUUGUAAAUGUGUGUGUGUGUGUGUGUGUGUGUGAUUGUAAGUGUGUGCGUGCGUGCGCGUGUGUGUGUGUGUGUGAGUGUGAGUGAGUGUGCGCGCGCGCAGGCAGCUCAAUUGUCCGAGAUGCAGUAGCUGAUUUUUGCUAGUAAACUUACUCAUGUUUGCUGUUGUAAAUAAAUACUUCAUUUAAAAGUUGAAGCAAAGUGCUUUAGCUGCAUGAGAUGCUCCUGCUGCUGCUCUUACCCGUCGUUUUGUGCUGUGAUGCUCUCAGCCUGAGAAGUGUGCGAUGGGAUCUUUUCGGCGCCCCCGCUUUAUGAGCUCUCCAGUGCUGUCAGACCUGGCCCGCUUUCACGCCAGUUCACCGUCUCUACAACUCUCCACUGCAAGUAUUUGGAAUAGUGUCCAAUCUGCUGUCAUCAAAGUAUUUCAAGGAGGAGGGCUACAGACCAAUGAGCUGUACAGUCUGAAUGAAAGCAUCAGGUGGCUUCAAAGGACAGAAUUGGGCUCCUUCAUUACAGAAUACUUUCAGGAUCAGCUCUUGAACAAAGGCCUGGCACAUAUAUUGGAGAAAAUUCAGCUUCAUGAGGAAGAAAACUGUCUCCAGGCUCUCUCUGAGAUGUGGGUAACAUUUUUCACAGAGAUCCUGCCAACUCUUCAAGCCAUAUUCUAUCCUGUGCAGGGUCAGGAGCUGACUGUGAGACAGAUGGCUCUGCUGGGGUUUAGGGACCAGGUCUUGUUGAAGCUUUCUCUAGAGAACAUGCUGCAUACUGCCUCAUACCCUCCUGCCAUAGUACAGAUGCUGCUCAUACUGCAGGGCAUUCAUGAGCCUAGUGGGCCUAGUAAAGAAUACUACCUUCUAGAGCGACUAGUGGAUAUGGUGAUUUCACCUUACCUGAGUAACUACAUCUACAUGAGCCACAGGGACUCCACUUCAGGGUGUCAUUUGGAAAACUCCCGUUUAGAGCCUGCACCUCACUUUGGCCAGCCAGAGAUCACAAUCACACACUUUGCUGCAGAAUCGUUGCUGACGCCUCUUGUGGAGCAGGAAGGCGAGGCAUAUCUGGAGAGGACUGGUGGAAUACGGCGCCACACUGUCGCCAAUGUUCAUUCAGACAUCCAGCUUCUCUCCAUGACAAACAGAACUGAUGGUGGUGAUAAUGGCCAGGUGACAAAAGCAAAGAGGACUGCUUCUCCCAGGCCUUUCUCCAGUCAACUGGUAAUCCUGGACUCUCAGUCAACUACAACAAAAUCAUAAAUAUGCCAGAACACUGCAGAGAUGAACUGAAAACUGUUUGCUGAUGGAUUAUGGAGUAUGCUUUUGAGCAAAAGCCGAUACUAUCUACUGAUUACUCACAGUAUGAGCACUAAGAGGCAGUGCAUGACAAAAGUCAACAUGUUGCAGUCUGGACAAGUAAGAAUCAUAAUUUACCCCAACCCUACAACUGUUGUUAGUUCAGGCAUUUACAUUAAAUACAUUAGUGGAAUCAUAUGGAUUAUCACAGCAGCUGAAGUACAGUAUGGGCCAAUCUGACUGUGUAAGCAGAUGCUUACAUAGAAACUACAUUAUUAUUUGGUUGAACGUUAAAAGCAUGAGGAAGAGGAGUUUAAAAAAAAACUAUAAUUAGCUCAGUCGUGUCCUGUUCUGUGCUCUUAAGAGGCAUGCUCUUUUUCUGCUGUAGAAGUGGCAAAGCUAUGUGGAAUUUCACCUCUGCUGAGCUAACACUGUUUACACAGAUGCAGUAUAAGGCAAAAUCUUUCUGAGCUUUCAGCUGUUUGGGAUUAUGGACUUGAUUACACUGUGUGACACUUUUGAGCCUUUUUAGUACUGUAUAGUUUGUUUGUAGUGGAGUACAGGUCUAUAGAGUAAUUUAUUUCAUGAAAUAUUUUAGAGUCUUAAUUAUAAUUUCAAUUUGAAUGUUAAGACAAAUAUUGUGUGCAUCAAUGUGCAGUGUUGUAUACAUUUGUAGUAAUAAAGUGUUACUUUGUGUAAAUUC
Pangasianodon hypophthalmus (striped catfish) is the source of this 2095-nucleotide messenger RNA. It is a transcript of the gene prr5l, whose product is annotated as proline rich 5 like. Gene Ontology annotation, cellular component: TORC2 complex. Gene Ontology annotation, biological process: TORC2 signaling. The transcript has 9 exons. The record is from RefSeq and is a predicted model, not a curated record. Bases 388 to 1356 code for a protein of 322 amino acids. Lineage: Eukaryota; Metazoa; Chordata; Actinopteri; Siluriformes; Pangasiidae.